AUGGGCAGCACGAACGAUACCCUUCACCCUGACUUCAUUCUCCUGGGUCUGUCCUCCGACCCUGGACAACAGAAGCUGCUCUUUGUCAUCUUCCUGGCACUGUAUAUAGUGGGCAUCCUGGGGAACCUCCUGAUUGUCUUGUUGAUCCUUUUCGAUGCCCACCUGCACACACCCAUGUAUUUCUUUGUGGGACACCUUUCCCUGGUGGAUGCCUGCUUCACCUCGGUCACUGUGCCCAAGAUGUUGGCCAACCUGGUAUCAGAAGCCAGCACCAUCUCUUAUGCUGGCUGCCUGACUCAGAUGUAUUUCUUCUUUGCCUUUGGGGUCACCGACAGCUUCCUCCUGGCCUCCAUGGCUUAUGACCGCUAUGUGGCCAUCCGGAGCCCCCUGCACUAUACCAUCAUGAUGAGCCACAGCCUGUGUGUGGGGUUCGUGGCCAGUUCCUGGAUUGUUUCCCACCUCCACUCAUUGCUGCACAUCAUUCUAAUGUCUCGCCUCUCUUUCUGCCGUUCCCGGGAGAUUCCCCACUUCUUCUGUGACCACCAACCUGUGCUGGGUCUGUCUUGCACUGAUACCAGUUUAAUUGAAAUGUUGAUUUUCACUGAGGGGUCCUUAGUGGUGCUGAGCCCUUUUGUCUUCAUUGUGAUCUCCUAUGCCCUUAUCCUGGCUACUGUCCUGAGGCUGCCUUCAGGUUCAGGAUGGCACAAGGCAUUUUCUACCUGUGGGGCUCAUCUGUCUGUGGUCCUCCUCUUUUAUGGCACAGUCAUUGGGGUCUAUUUCCAGCCCACAGCUCGAUAUUCAGCUGAAAAGGGAAGGGUUACCACCAUCAUGUAUACUGUUGUCAUACCUAUGCUCAAUCCCUUUAUAUACAGCCUGAGGAAUGAUGAUGUCAAAGGGGCAAUUCGCAGAACUCUGUGCAGGAAGGUGGGAACACAGUGA
Messenger RNA from Elgaria multicarinata webbii, 939 nucleotides. Its product is annotated as olfactory receptor 1K1-like. Gene Ontology annotation, molecular function: G protein-coupled receptor activity; olfactory receptor activity. Gene Ontology annotation, biological process: G protein-coupled receptor signaling pathway. The transcript has a single exon. Gene Ontology annotation, cellular component: plasma membrane. NCBI's taxonomy places the organism in Eukaryota, Metazoa, Chordata, Lepidosauria, Squamata, Anguidae. The record is from RefSeq and is a predicted model, not a curated record. The coding region runs from base 1 to 939 and encodes 312 amino acids.